Molecule: messenger RNA, 3602 nt
Organism: Misgurnus anguillicaudatus (oriental weatherfish)
Lineage: Eukaryota; Metazoa; Chordata; Actinopteri; Cypriniformes; Cobitidae
Gene: mov10l1
Product: Mov10 like RNA helicase 1
Molecular function (GO): helicase activity
Source: RefSeq, a predicted model, not a curated record
AAUCGCUCUCGCGGAACUUUGACGUCAUCCGUUUGUCGGUUCUUGCGGCGCCGCAUAAAGUCUAACAAGCCUAUGAUCAAACAUCCAUACGCAACACGUGCCAUCGGUGUCUCGGUUUUAAUACAGACGCUGAAAUCAUAAUAAUGGUGAGUGUCGUGCAGUGCUUUAUGUCCAAGGUGCUAUCACCCCUGUGGCGUCGAGUACACGAUGAAAAAGAGGUCCAGAAAGAUGACGGACUUGGUUUUGCUGGUGUGGAUGAGAUCCGGCAGGUGCGCACUGGUAUUGUGACGCAUCUGUGUGUGGAUUAUGGUCUGAUAGAUCAUGCUGUGUACUUCACUUCAGGAGUUGUGUUAGGAGGAGUUGUGCUAUGUGUGGGAGACACAGUCCAGGCUCUGGCCGUGCGGGAAGGAGCUCACGGUGGAUGGAGAGCACUCAGGGUGGAGCGACAGAAGGAUGUGUGGGAGAGUGGAAGCUCCGAGUCAGUCGGAGAGGCUGGAAAACUCAGGCCUUUGAUUGGAACAGUGACCUCGUGUGAUCAAGAUGGAGGAUUUAUAAAUCAGACAACGUUUUUCCCACGAUCAGCUCUGUGUGAAGGUUUUGAGCCAAUGAAAGGAGACUGGGUGUUGGCUCAAUAUUUUGUCAGCCCUGAAGAAUGGAGUAGUCAGGCCCAAACAGUUUCACCACUGCGAUAUCGUCGCAUGGACACGGUGGCUGUGACAUGCAUAUUUGGCAGGAGUGGUGUUGUGGAAGACAGUGUGUUUUUCAGCAUGGAGUCUCUGAUAGUGCCUUCUGGCUUCAAACCUGCUAGGGGAGACAUAGUGAAUGUGGUGGUGCUGGAAAGCAGUCAGUCACUUUAUAGCUGGAGAGCUCUCUGCAUGACCCCUGUUCAGCACAGUAACGCACAGACAAGCACCUCAGUCCUGAACAUGCCUGAUGCUGAGAUCCACAACCUGCUGGAGAAUAAGGGCGGGCUCGCAGUCACUCAGGAAACCCAUUUUGGCUCUCUCCUACUAGGAAAGAGGAAGGAGCUGCUGAUCUGGGUCCAAAACACUGGCUCAGAGCGUCACAGACUGAAGCGUUGCGAGUUUGCAGGAUGGGACUCCGAGCAGCAGUUUUCUCUCAGCUCUGUGUCACCCAGCAAACCUCCAAACAUCAAAGCUGCUGAUGGGCCAAGUGGCUUUUACCCAGCGGAGGGCAGUAGAGAUGCUGAGGUAGAGGAUGGUAAAGAUCUAGGUUCUCUACAGACUAAAGCUGUGCGAAUGUUGGAAAGUGACCUAGAGAUUGUACCUGGAGAGAAGAUGUCCGUGACCGUCAGCUGCCAGGCCAAGUCUCUGGGUUGCUCUGAUGAACUGUUGCUGCUUCACUUCUCGUAUUUUACUAUCGGGAGGCGUCUGAAGGUGUUGGUGAACAGUGCAGAGGAGAGCCUGCUCAAACCCAGUGCCCCCUACUGUCCUGUAACAACAUUGCCACGUCAGCAGCCUACCCAGAUUCUUACGGUUUCUGCCCCCCCUGCUCCUCUCAGGCUUGCUAAGAGGCAUCUACCAAACUUUUUGGGGAACUAUGCAGUACCACAGGCUCUCCGGGAUUGUGUUGAAGCCCAGAAAGAUGUGCUUAUUGUCCAGCCUGCUUUGGCAGAGCCGCUGAGUUUGUGGUCGAUGUUGCCACGCUUCUCUACUCUUCUGUGGUUAGAGGAAUUGCAGGCUGAGAGCGAGCUCAAAGAGUUGAGCAUCUCUGGAGCUAUCCUCAGGAAGGGAGCGGUAUACUUACACCUGGAGGUGCCAGGACUUGCGGAGGGCCGCCCAAGCCUCUUUAUUGGUGAUAAAGUUCUUCUAAAGAAACCAUGUAAUGGAGGAAUUACUAUUGAGUACAUAUCUUAUGUCACAGAGAUUAAUGAAGAAGAUGUGAGCUUGCGUGUAAACGCUGACUUUCACCAUAGCUAUCUAGGAGAACCUCUGGAUGUUGAGUUCACUUUCAACAGGUUGACCAUGAGAAGGUGCCAUUGUGCUUUGGAACAAACCAAACAUUUUGGAGACAACAUUCUGUUUCCCAGUGUGCUGACAUUGCAGCCGCCUCAGUGGAGUGGAGAGUGGGGUCCACAGGACGAGGAUGAACUUCCACAACAAGUGAAAGACACGAGUAAUGACAUGAUGAAAGGGUUGUGUUCUUCGACUACAGAUAUGGUGUCUGUGGCCACGCAAACAAAAACUGAUUUGACAUUGAAUGCAAAAAGCACCCCAAACCCUGGCCAGUUCUUCAACCGUCAGCUAAAUUUUGCCCAGCAGGAAGCAGUUAAACAGAUUUUGAGUGGAGAUUGUCGUCCCACACCAUACAUUCUGUUUGGUCCUCCUGGCACAGGAAAAACCAUUACGCUUAUAGAAACUAUACUGCAGGUGCAUCACCACAUCCCCUGCAGCCGCGUGCUCGUCUGCACACCAUCAAACAGUGCCGCUGACCUCAUCUGUCUGCGCCUGCAUCAGAGCGGAUACCUGAACACUGCCAGUCUGGCUCGAGUCAAUGCUACCUGCAGGCCUGAAGAGUCUAUGCCAGAGGAGUUGCGUCAGUACGCCAGAGCUGGUGAAGAUAUUCGACAUGCCAGUUUUCAUCGUAUUGUUGUUAGCACAUGUUCCAGUGCUGGGAUGAUGUACCAGAUCGGCCUACGUGAUGGCCAUUUUACCCACGUGUUUCUGGAUGAGGCUGGUCAGGCCACUGAACCUGAAACUCUGAUUCCUCUGGGUUUACUUUCCGAGGAAGGUGGACAGAUUGUGCUGGCUGGUGAUCCAAAGCAGCUUGGUCCAGUGAUAAAGUCAAAAAUUGCUUCUGCGUUUGGACUGGGAGUUUCUUUCCUUGAAAGACUGAUGAGAUUGCCACUUUACAGUUGUAGUGAGAGAGGCUACAAUUCCAAACUGGUGACAAAGCUGGUUUAUAACUACCGAUCCCAUGAGGCUUUACUGGAGCUGCCUUCACGGCUGUUUUAUGCCGGCGAGCUGUGUGUGCGUGCUCAAAGAACUGUUGUUGAUUCUCUCUGCCAUUGGAACAGACUCCCCACAAAAGGCUUCCCUCUUAUUUUUCAUGGAGUCAGGGGAACGGAGAUGAGAGAGGGCAGCAAUCCAUCAUGGUUUAAUCCUGCUGAGGCUGUGCAAGUGAUGAUGUACUGUUGCCAGCUAGCAAAGAGACUGUACAACCCCAUACCAGCCACAGACAUUGGCAUCAUUACCCCCUAUAAGAAACAGGUGGAAAAGAUGCGUGUGCUGCUCCACAGGGUGGGGCUAUCGGAGGUGAAAGUGGGCUCAGUGGAGGAGUUCCAGGGUCAGGAGUUCCUGAUCAUCAUCCUCUCAACGGUUCGCUCCAAUGAGACAGUGGCGAAUGAAGAAUUGCAAAGAAUGCUGGGGUUUUUGUCCAACCCCAAACGUUUCAACGUAGCCAUUACUCGAGCCAAAGCUCUUCUCAUUGUCAUCGGAAAUCCACAUGUUCUUAUCAAGGACCCAUGUUUCAGUGCCUUACUGCAGUACUCUUAUGAUAACGGAGCGUUCCUAGGAUGUGACCCACCAGUGAGGGAUUUUCCCUGAUGGAAGUUAGAAACCCCUAUGGUCUCUGUGAUCUCA